AUGGGCCCGCGAGCCGGGCGCGCGCUGCUCCUGCUGCUCGGGGCGCUUGGCGUGUGGACCACAGCCGCGCAGGGCCGGGCUCGGCCCCACGCCCUGCGCUACCUUUUCAUGGGCGCCUCCGAGCCGGACCUGGGGCUGCCCCUGUUUGAGGCCUUGGGCUACGUGGACGACCAGCUCUUCGUGUCCUACGACCACGAGAGUCGCCGAGCAGAGCCCCGAGCCCCAUGGGCCUGGGGUCAGGCCGCUGGGCCGCUGUGGCUGCUGCUGAGUCAGAGUCUGAAAGGCUGGGACCACAUGUUCACGGUCGACUUCUGGACCAUCAUGGACAACCUCAACCACAGCAAGGCCACGAAGGUGGGGGUGCCACCAGAGUCCCACACCCUGCAGGUGACCCUGGGCUGCUGGGUGCUUGAGGACAACAGCACCAGGGGCUUCUGGAAAUAUGGCUACGACGGGGAGGACCACCUUGAGUUCUGCCCCGAGACGCUGACCUGGACGGCAGCGGUGCCGGAGGCCCGGGGCACCAAGCUGGAGUGGGAAGUGAGCAAGAUCCGGGCCCGGCAGAACAGGGCCUUCCUGGAGAGGGACUGCCCGGAGCAGCUGCAGCGGCUGCUGGCUCUGGGGGCGGGGCUCCUGGGCCGGCGAGGGCCGCCAUCGGUGACGGUGACUCGUCACGUGGCCUCCGCCGUGACCACUCUUCAGUGUCGGGCUCUGAACUUCCACUCCCGCAACAUCACCGUGAGGUGGCUGAAGGACGGGCAGCCACUGGGCGCCCAGGACGUGGAGGCGGACGUGCUGCCCAACGGGGACGGGACCUACCAGGGCCGGGCGGCCGUGCCGGUGUCCCCAGGGGAGGAGCGGAGGUACACCUGCCAGGCGGAGCACCCAGGCCUGGAGCAGCCCCUCGCUGCCACCUGGGAGCCCGCGAUGCCUGGGCCUCUGGUCAUUGGAGUCAUCAGCGGGGUUGCCAUCGGCGUCAUUGUCGUCGUCACUGGAAUUCUGUUCAGAGUCCUACGGAAAAGGCAGGCUUCCCGAGCAGCCUUAGGGGACUACGUCCUCGCCGACUGCCAGUGAAGGAAGCCCACAGCCCCCGCGGGGAAGGAGACAGGCCAAGGCUCGGGCGCUGGCGAAGUGCGCGGUGUUUGAGGACAGAGGUGCACCCAACGGAUAGGAGCUGGCCCACGGACUC
Molecule: messenger RNA, 1189 nt
Organism: Pteronotus mesoamericanus
Lineage: Eukaryota; Metazoa; Chordata; Mammalia; Chiroptera; Mormoopidae
Gene: HFE
Product: homeostatic iron regulator
Exons: 6
Coding region: 1-1074 (357 amino acids)
Biological process (GO): antigen processing and presentation of endogenous peptide antigen via MHC class I via ER pathway, TAP-independent; response to iron ion starvation; antigen processing and presentation of endogenous peptide antigen via MHC class Ib
Cellular component (GO): external side of plasma membrane
Molecular function (GO): peptide antigen binding; transferrin receptor binding
Source: RefSeq, a predicted model, not a curated record